UGGCAAAUACAAGCAUUGUUGUCUGCCCUUUGUGAUAAGCAGUGCUGUUCUGGCUUUUUGUAGUCAUUUUCAUACUCACCUGCUGACUUUGCAUGAAAAAUGCUACAGUUUAAACCCCUGCAGUGUCUGAAGACUUGUGAUUUCUUUCAGAGCUCAGAUGGGUCCCUCUCUGAUGUUGUGCAGAAAUGGAAGGAGUAUCAGCUCCAGUGCCAGAAGUACUUGUAUGAGACACCCCACAUUGUGGCAGAAGGCAAGUUCUGCAACAGAACAUUUGAUGAUUAUGCCUGCUGGCCAGAUGGACUGCCUGGCACCUAUGUGAAUGUGAGCUGCCCCUGGUAUCUUCCCUGGGCUAAUGCUGUGCUGCAUGGGCAGGUGUACCGCUUCUGCACCUUGGAGGGGACCUGGCUGCUGAAGGAGAAUUCAACCCUGCCCUGGAGGAACCUCUCUGAGUGUGAGCCCUCUGACCAGGAUGCACCAGAAGAACAGCUCCUGAAUUUGUCCAUCAUAUACACCAUUGGAUAUGCUCUUUCCUUCUCUGCCCUUGUAAUAGCAACUGCCAUUCUUCUUGGAUUCAGACAUCUGCAUUGCACAAGGAAUUACAUUCACCUGAACCUCUUCGCCUCUUUUAUCCUCCGGGCUAUAUCUGUUUUCAUUAAAGACUCAGUGGUGAAAUGGAUGUACAGCACAGCCACACAAGAGUACCAGUGGGAAGGACUUAUAGCCUUCCAGGAAUCACUCAGCUGCCGUUUGGUCUUUGUGAUGAUGCAGUAUUGUGUGGCUGCAAAUUACUACUGGCUGCUGGUGGAAGGCAUGUACCUGUACACACUGCUGGUACUUUCGGUCUUCUCUGAGCAGAGGAUUUUCCACAUCUAUCUCUGCAUUGGUUGGGGUGUGCCAAUGCUGUUUGUUAUCCUCUGGGGAACUGUCAAGUACCUUUAUGAGGAUGAGGGUUGCUGGACUAGAAACUAUAACAUGAAUUACUGGCUGAUCAUCAGACUGCCCAUCCUCAUCGCCAUUGGGGUGAAUUUCCUUAUCUUCAUCAGAGUUAUAUGCAUCAUCGUCUCCAAACUGCAGGCUAAUUUGAUGUGCAAAACUGACAUAAAAUGCAGAUUGGCCAAGUCUACGCUGACUCUGAUCCCACUGCUGGGGACCCAUGAGGUCAUCUUUGCCUUUAUUACUGACGAGCAUGCCAGAGGGAUGCUGCGCUUUGUGAAGCUUUUUACUGAGCUCUCCUUUGCUUCAUUCCAGGGGCUGAUGGUUGCAAUUCUUUACUGUUUCAUCAAUAAUGAGGUUCAGAUGGAGUUUCGGAAAAGCUGGGAGCGCUGGAGACUGGAACACUUGUAUGUCCAGAGAGACAGCAGUAUGAAACCUCUGAAGUGUCCGGCCAACAGCAUCAGCAGUGGGGGCACAGUAGGCAGCAGUGUCUAUGCUGCCACUUGUCAGGCCACAUUCAGCUGAGAUUUCUGCAGGUGAAUCAGACUGAAAGCAAUGAACUGUAUAAUGUACCUGAAAACACUUAAAUACCCAAGCAAGUGGCUUAAGUUUGUCAUCUCCAGCAAGAAACUUAAGCAUGUGCGGCUCAUCGCCCGCAGGCUGUUGGACAGAGGUUUCUAGGGAAAGCAAUCUGCUAAUGUAAUCAACACAU
Messenger RNA from Lonchura striata (white-rumped munia), 1645 nucleotides. NCBI's taxonomy places the organism in Eukaryota, Metazoa, Chordata, Aves, Passeriformes, Estrildidae. The record is from RefSeq and is a predicted model, not a curated record.